Messenger RNA from Rotaria sp. Silwood2, 279 nucleotides. The record is from the annotation of a GenBank genome assembly. NCBI's taxonomy places the organism in Eukaryota, Metazoa, Rotifera, Eurotatoria, Philodinida, Philodinidae.
AUGAAGCUCGUACAAGAUGGUAUGUUAAAGGAUAUUUAUCCGCAGUUAUCAUUAGCUGCAGAAAUCUUUCUAGUCGCACCUAUCAGUACGGCUACAGUCAAAAUGAAUUUCUCAACAAUGAAUCGAAUUCUUACAAAAUUAAGAAAUCAAUUAACUAUACAACAUGUUGAUCAAUUAAUGAGAAUUUCCAUUGAAGGUGAAGAUACUUUAAAUGAAGAAAUCAAAGAAGAAAUAAUCAAUUACUGGAAAAAACUAAAACCACGUCGAUUAGCUGUUUGA